AUGUCUCACGAGAGCGUUUGGUACUCUCGACCCCGAAACUUCGGCAAGGGUUCUCGCUCCUGCCGCGUCUGCACCCACAAAGCCGGUCUGAUCCGCAAAUACGGCCUGAACAUCUGCCGUCAGUGCUUCCGGGAGAAGAGCCAGGAUAUCGGGUUCAUCAAGAAUGUGUUCUGGCUAACCAUGGGCAUCCCUUUCGUGAAAACAGCACCGAUAAAUGUCUACGCCCACCGCAGACUGCCAAAAUUACACCAUCGACCAGAGCGUCGGAAGUUCAAUAUCCUGAGACCCUGGUGGAACGAGAUGUGGUUCGGUGAAUUGCUUGCCUAG
Molecule: messenger RNA, 327 nt
Organism: Fonsecaea multimorphosa CBS 102226
Lineage: Eukaryota; Fungi; Ascomycota; Eurotiomycetes; Chaetothyriales; Herpotrichiellaceae
Product: 40S ribosomal protein S29
Exons: 3
Coding region: 1-327 (108 amino acids)
Biological process (GO): translation
Cellular component (GO): cytosolic small ribosomal subunit; ribosome
Molecular function (GO): structural constituent of ribosome; zinc ion binding
Source: RefSeq, a predicted model, not a curated record